UAUACCAUCUCUGAGGAACCUAUGAGCUGGUGGAGGAGUCACGCAAGAUAGGUCAUCCCCAACGAAUGUCACAACAAAACUAAAAUAACGAUAAAAUAACAAACACACGAAAUGAAUCGCUUCGCCUAUGUGGAGGCACGUCUGAGUCCCAACGAAUCCUUCGUGAGCCGCGACAACAAGGUGAAGAUAUACGAUGGGGACCAAAAGACGGAGUUCGAAGAAGGUGAAAUUGUACUUACCACCCACCGACUAUUUUGGGGUCGUCCUGGGGAAAUAGCCCGGGCCGCCAUAACACUUUGCCUGCCACUCAGCUAUGUGAUAUCACUCAGCGAAGAGACGACUGCCUCCAACUUCUUUGGUCGUAAAACACGCAUAAUUAUGCACCUUCGUCCGCCGGCACCGGACAAAGGACCCGGUCCGCUGGACACCAGUCGUGCGACGCACAUCAAGUUGUCUGGAAAGAAUGGACUUAGCUUAGAGUUUCAUAGUGCCCUGCGGGAAACUCUGAAUGCCCGCGUUUGGGAGAUCCUUCUGACCAGCGAGACCAUCAUCAACAACGGGGCCAGCAGCCCGACCUCGGAACCCGCCAACGAUAGACUGGCUCGCAUUCAGAAGAGAACAGGAAUCGGUGGCAUUGAGCGUCACCUGGAGGCGAAGGCCAAGGCCACGGAUGAGAACAUAGCCAUGGCCUUUCAGGAUCUCAGUGUCCUGAUGGCCAUGGCCAAGGACAUGGUGGGAGUGUCCAAGACCAUUAGCAAUAAGAUACGCGAACAAAAAGGCGAGAUAUCUGACGAUGAGACUGUGCGUUUCAAAUCCUACCUCAUGAGCUUGGGAAUCGACGAUCCCGUGACACGGGACAACUUUACCAGCAAUUCGGCUUACUUUAGCAGCUUGGCCAGACAGAUUUGCGAGAUGCUCCUAGACCCUAUCGAGGACCAAGGAGGCAUGAUGUCCUUGGCCGACGUCUACUGCCGUGUGAAUCGAGCACGUGGACUGGAGCUGUUGUCACCUGAGGAUUUGUUGCACGCCUGCGAGCAGCUUAGUGGUCCCAUCCGCCUGCGCAGCUUUCCUAGCGGCGCUAGAGUUCUGCAGCUGGAGUCCCACGAUGAUGCUCUGAUUGCCGUUGACACUUUAGAGAAGGUGGAGGUAGCCGAAUCUCUGGCUGUGGAGGAACUGGCCAAGAAGCUCGGAAUAUCCCUUCUGCUGGCCAAGGAGCGUUUACUGGUUGCCGAGCGUCUGGGUAAGGUGUGCCGAGACGAGUCCGUGGAGGGACUCCGUUUCUAUCCUAAUCUGCUGCUAAACCGGGACUAAUUUAACUGUGAAUGUGCUUGUUACUAGAUAUGCUUAAUAAAAAAUUAUUAUAUUUUACAAUGGUGGCUAAAU
Messenger RNA from Drosophila rhopaloa, 1383 nucleotides. It is a transcript of the gene Vps36, whose product is annotated as vacuolar protein-sorting-associated protein 36. Gene Ontology annotation, cellular component: ESCRT II complex; late endosome membrane. The record is from RefSeq and is a predicted model, not a curated record. Gene Ontology annotation, biological process: protein transport to vacuole involved in ubiquitin-dependent protein catabolic process via the multivesicular body sorting pathway. Gene Ontology annotation, molecular function: ubiquitin binding; phosphatidylinositol-3-phosphate binding. NCBI's taxonomy places the organism in Eukaryota, Metazoa, Arthropoda, Insecta, Diptera, Drosophilidae.